Molecule: messenger RNA, 1083 nt
Organism: Aspergillus tubingensis
Lineage: Eukaryota; Fungi; Ascomycota; Eurotiomycetes; Eurotiales; Aspergillaceae
Product: phosphatase PAP2 family protein
Exons: 2
Coding region: 1-1083 (360 amino acids)
Biological process (GO): phospholipid metabolic process
Molecular function (GO): phosphatidate phosphatase activity
Source: RefSeq, a predicted model, not a curated record
AUGGCAUCAAGACCACAAGCCGAUGCAGACUUCGACAUGCUAUCCACUCAGCCCAGACGAACUUCAAAGAGUGUGAUAGCCUCAUACGUGCUGGAUUGGGCAUUCAUCAUUAUCCUCGUAAUCACAGGUGGCAUCCUCUACAAAAUCACCGGCUCCGAGCACGUCUUCUCCCUCGACGACGCAAACAUCUCCUACCCCCUCAAAUCCGACACCGUCUCCAUCACAACCGUCGGAAUCGUCUGCUGUGUCGUCCCCGCCGUCCUCAUCGCAGCAAUCUGCCUCCUCACCCCCCUCCCCUGGCCCCGUCGUCUCUGGGAAUGGCACGCCGGCUGGCUAGGCCUAGCCCUGAGUCUCGCGGGUGCAUUCUUCCUCACCUCCGGUCUGAAAGACGUGGUGGGUAAACCACGACCGGACCUUCUAGCCCGCUGCCAGCCCGAUCUAGCCAACCUCACUACCUACGCUGUCGGUGGACUGGGUCUUCAGCGUACAGAGUCACCGGUUAUGGUGACAUCGGCUAUUUGCAAGAACCCCGAUGCGAGUGUCAUUAAAGCUGGGUUCGCUGCUUUUCCGUCUGGGCAUUCUUCUUUCGCUUGGGCGGGUUUGCUGUAUCUUUCGCUGUGGUUGGGCGCUAAGUUCGCUGUGGCUGUUCCUGUUCGCUCCAUGUCUUUUAGUGCUGGAGGUGGCGAUAAGAAGACGGAGUCGUCAUUCAGCAGGGCGUCGGUGGUGGCUGCUCCGCCGUUGUAUCUCCUUGUACUCAUUGCGGUUCCUGUUGGUGGUGCGCUCUAUAUCUGUGCGUCGCGGUAUAUGGACUACAUGCACGCUGGGUGGGAUAUCUUGGGAGGUAGUUUGAUUGGGAUUGUGUUUGCUAUCUUGGGGUUUAUGUGGUAUCAUGCUCCUGCGGGACAGGGGUAUGGUGGAUGGGCUUGGGGGCCUAGACAGAGGAUUGGGGCAUUUGGGGCGGGUUUUGGAGACGGAGUAUGUACUGGAAGUGGGAGUAGGAAUAUGGAAGGUAGUAGACAUGGGUAUCAGGAUCUAGAGCUCGGUGCUAUGCGUGCCUCGCGGGGAAUUAUGGGAGGUGCUUAG